UUUUUGGUACGCCAUUCUUUGACGUAUCUCUCUUUGACGUACUCCAAAUAUAUUUUGAGAGAAUCGAUUGGCAUAGUUUAAAUAGGUUAGGGUUUGUGUAUGAAGUCUGUGUGUUCUUGUAAAAUCCUAGGAUAUAUGUAAAGAAGAUCUGAAAAAUUUUCAAUUCUUCGGUUCGGUUCUUUGUUACAUUCCGACAAACCUCUUCGAUUUUUUUUAUUUUUACAAUUUUUUUUCAAAAUUUUUUUAGAAGUCGUCCAAUUACAAAUAUUGAUCAAUUAAAUUCUCUAGUUGAUUUAUUUAUUUGGCGUUCACAAUUUUUUUGUUCAAUAUUAAAUUUUUAUGAAAAUACUGAUCAAAAAUCUUUAUUAACAUUACCAGUCCAUACACUUGCACAAACACAAAUUCAAUUAUCACGAAUGUUAAGACGUUCAAAUCAACUUGAAUUGGCACAAAAUGAAUUAAAUAAGCUUCAUUCUUCAAUAUUAGUUCAUCCAAUAGAUAUACAUUUAAAAUUAGUAGAACAUAUAAAAUGUCUUUUACGCCUUUCAAGUAACGAAUUUAUACAAUCAUCAAGUACAUCAACAACAACAACAUCUUUAAAACGUUCAAUAAAUGCUGCUCAAGAUGCAUUAAUAGAAGCUUUAACGUUAAUUGAAGGCGUACAAUUAAAUGUAUUGAAGAGAGAUCAAAUAUCUCGUUUAAUGAUUUGUAAAGGAAUUGUGUUGAGUAAAUUGGACAAAAGAGAAGAAGCUGGUCGUGCAUUUUCUGCAGCAGCACAACUUGAUCAUGAUUUACUUGGAGGAACAUCUGUAUGGAAACAUUGGGGAGAUUUUUUGACAAGCAUUUUUAUGAGCAAUAUAAAUGAAAAUUCUGCACAAAUAACUGGAAUUCAAGCAAUUGCCUGUACUUUAGAACAUGCAAAAAUUUCUCCAUCACCUUUAAAAGCCCGUUUAUCAAUUGCAAAAUUUUUAUGGUUAAUUAAAAUUUUAACAUCUUUUGGAGGAUCUGAAAAAAUUUUGAUUUCAUUAAAUGAAUUGUUGGAAAAAUAUGUUGAUAAUGAAACAAUAAAUCCUUCAAAUUGGUUAUUUUGGCUUAAUGCACUUUUAAUGGAAGCACAACAAAGACCUUCUCCAGCAAUUUUAAAUAUUUUAAAAUGUAUUGGUAAAGCUUUUCCUCAAAAAAUGUUUUAUGAUUUGAGAAUUGUAUUGGGUUCAAAAAAUGUUACAGAAUAUUUACAAAAAUACAGAUUAUCUCUUCAAAAUAAUAACAAUAGCAACGUUAAUAAUAAUCAUAAUGCUUCUCCAUCUACUAGUAGUUCAUCAAUAAAUGCAACUAUGGAUAACACUGACAAUCAACUUGCUUCAAUUUUAUUUUGUAUUUGUGAAAAUAAUUUUAUUGAAAUUGAUGCAUUAAAUAAAAUUAUGCUUGAUUUUGAGAAUUUUCCAAUUUCCCCGUUAGAAGAGUUAUUAAACGAAUUUAGACAAAUUCUUUCAUCAUGUCAUUUUGAACAAUUUACAAAAUUAGCUGAUCUUACCUCAACAAUAAUUGACUUUAAAACUUUACAAAAAUUAUGCUCUUGUAUUACAAAUUAUUUUAAUUUUGCUAGUGCUUUUACUGAACAAGAUGAAGAAAAAAAGAUUUGUAAAAUAUUACAAGACAAUUUUAUAUUUUUAAAAAAUUAUUAUGAAAGAGAUUACAGUCAGCAACACCAACAAAAACAAAUUUCACUAUUUAGUGUAGCUAGUGCUUUGCGUAAAUCUAUAUUAAAAAUAAGUGAUUAUUUGAAAAAUAAUAUGAUGGGAUCGAGACGUCUUAUUGAUCAUGCAAAAUAUUUGGCAAAAUUCAAAAGUUCGCUAGCAUUAAUUGAUGUUUUUAGUGCAGGUUUUGAUGUUGGUGGUUAUCGAGCUUCAACAACAACAACAACUUCAUCAAAUUGUAACGCACAAAUAGCUUCAUUUUUACCAAUAUUUGAUCAAUUUAUACAUAAUGAAUCAACAAUUUGUCGUGUUAUAAAACUUCGUUCUUUAAAUGGAAAAAUUUAUACUUUUCAAUUAGAAAAUGUUUGUGGAGGAUAUGAUUCUACAAAAAUACAUAUACUUCAAUUAUUUUGUUUAUUAAAUGUUGAAUUUUCAAAAUCUAGGCAUACAGCUCAACGUUUUAUUCAAUUUUGUAUUCCACAAAUUAUUCAUAUUGGUUCAAAUGUUCGUUUAAUUGAAUGUCCACAAAAUUCAAUAACAAAAAUAUCAAAUUCAUCAUCUUGUGAUAAUUUUGUUAUUUUUGGUGAUAUUUUAAAUGAAAUGUUACAAGAAGAAAAACCUUUAUUAACAUCUUCAAAUAUCGUUGAAUAUUAUUAUGGAAGAUUAGCUGAACAAAGAUAUUCGCAUAAAAAUCUUCAUGAAUUAUUUAAUAAUAUUUCUAAUGGUGGAGGAGGAACAGAUUUAUUAAUGGAUAGCAGCAGCAAUAAUCUCAUAAUUGUUAAGCGAGAUUUAUUAUCAAAAUGGAUGUAUUCAAGAUAUACAGAAGCAGAAUCAUUGUGGAAUGCGAGGAAAAAGUUAUCUAUCCAUUUUGCUUUAUUGGGACUUUGUGAAUAUGCAUUUUUCCUUUCAAGUAUGUCACCCGAUGGAUUAAUAUUAAAUGUUUCUACAGCACAAUUAUUUUUUCUUGAUUAUAAAUUUGAUUUGACAAAAAAAGUUUGUGAUACUUUGGCUGGAAAAGUUAGAUUUAUUGAAUUGGAUGCAAAUAGACCUGUACCUUUUCGAUUAACUUGUAAUAUUUCAUAUUUUUUGGAUGCUUCUAUUGAAGGUCAUCUUGCUGGUGCUUUAAUAGCAAUUGCACGUUCAUUUAAUACAAAAACAUUGGAAAUUUGGCUUAGGCCAAUUUUAUGGGAUGUUUUUUCUAAAGCUGCUGAAGAAGACCCAAAAAUGAAUAUUGUUAAUCCUGUUAAACGUGCAGUGGAUACAGUGCUUACUCGAAUUAAAGCAAUUUCGCACAUUGAAAAUGGUUCAAGUGCAACAAGUCAAUUAUUAAUGCAGGCACAACUGUCAGAUAAUUUGUGUAGAAUGGAUCCAUCUUGGCAUCCGUGGUUUUAAAAACUUCAAAAAAAAUUUUUUUUAAAUAUUUGGAAGAUUGGUCUCAAUUCUAAAUUUAUUUUGUUAUUUUAUUUAUUUAUUUUUUGGAGAAGAAUUUAUUUUUACAUUGGAAAAAAAACACAACUACGUUAAUUUUAAUUUUAAAUAAGAGCUUGUUUUAUAGCUUUUGAAAUUUUUUGAAAGUUUGUUUACGUUGAAAGAGGCAUAAAACGCCUGAGAACAUUUUUUCAAAAAUUAUUUCAAAUUGUUCCCAGGCUGAUCGAAAGGCUUGCGCAAAGGGGAAAAUUCUCAUGCGUAUUUAUGUCGUUUGUU
Meloidogyne enterolobii is the source of this 3401-nucleotide messenger RNA. The record is from the annotation of a GenBank genome assembly. Lineage: Eukaryota; Metazoa; Nematoda; Chromadorea; Rhabditida; Meloidogynidae.